Molecule: messenger RNA, 1550 nt
Organism: Brassicogethes aeneus
Lineage: Eukaryota; Metazoa; Arthropoda; Insecta; Coleoptera; Nitidulidae
Source: the annotation of a GenBank genome assembly
AGUAAUUUAGAUAUACUACAAACAGUAUACUGUAGUAUACUACUAAAAUUUAACAAAAAAAUAAAAGAAGAUAAAAAUGAAAAUCAAACAAAAAAAGAAAAUGACAAAAUUUCACCACAUGUUAAACAGAUAUUAUUGGCGUCAGGGCCUUUAUUUUUGACGUUAAGCUUUGGUAUGAUUUUGGGAUAUUCAGCAACAUUAUUGCCACAAUUAGAAAACCAAGAUAAUAAUUUUUUCAGGAUAACCAAGGAACAAGCUUCCUGGAUAGCAUCUCUGGCAGCACUUCCUAUGGCAAUUGGAUGCAUUUUGGGCGGAUUUCUCAUCGAACAUCUCGGAAGAAAAACCACACACGUCAUAACGUGUCCACCGAUCCUAAUAGGUUGGCUUUUGAUAUACUUCGCGAAAGAUGUCGAGCUCAUUUUACUUGGAAGGUUUGUAACAGGUUUCUGUUGCGGCAUUCUUGGUUCCGCCACUGGAGUCUACAUAGCUGAAACCUCCAGCCCGCGACUUAGACCAUUUCUGCUGGGAUCCAUCUCGACCGCGGUUGCAGUUGGACUAUUUUUGGUGCACCUGAUUGGCACAUACACAUCGUGGACCAACACGGCCUUAAUAUGUUGUUUGUUUCCAAUAAUGGGCCUAUUCUCUUUGUUUGGUGUACCGGAGUCUCCGCAAUGGUUGGUGAAAAAAGGGAAGUUGGAGGAGGCGGAGGAGGCUUUCUAUUGGUGCAGAGGGGAGGUGGAGGAGGCCAGAAGGGAGUUCAAGAUAUUGUUGGAGAGGAAGAAAAAUACUUCUGAUAAAGUCACUUUGGGUAUAAUAGAAGGUGUUAAGAAUUCUUUGGUGCCUGAAUUUUUGAAGCCUUUAUUUUUGAUGAUUGUUUUUAUUUGUGCUGUUCAAUGGAGUGGUGUUAAUGCUCUAGCUUUUUACACUGUAUCUAUAUUAAAGGAAACUCUAAACGACAAGUUAAAUGAAUAUCAUGGUAUGUUAAUAGUGGAUACUAUAAGGGUUGUAAUGUCCAUCUUAGCUUGUUAUUUAUUACGGAAUUUUGGUCGCAGACCUCUAGGCAUUAUAAGUGGUAUUGGUACAACCAUAUCGCUACUAGUACUAAGUUCAUAUACAUUUUUGGUAACCAUAUAUCCCAACCUGACAAACCCUUACAUCCCCGUUGCAUCUUUAGUGCUAUACAUAACCUUCCUACAAAUAGGUUUCGUGCCUCUACCAUGGUCUAUAAUCAGCGAAAUUUUUCCGCUUAAACAAAGAAGCCUAGGCAGUGCCAUAUCAUCCUUCGUAGCCUUUAUUUCCACAUUUUCAGUGGUAAAAACAACUCCAACACUAUUCCAUCAUUUGGCCCCAUAUGGGACCUUUUUACUCUAUAGUUCGGUAGCAUCGUUUGGUACCAUAUUUGUAAUACUAUACCUCCCUGAGACUAUGGGCAAAGAGUUACACGAAAUUGAGGAGCAUUUUAAAAGAAAACCUGUGAAAACUGUAAGGACUAAGUAUGAUAACGAUGAGAAUUUUGCUUAAGUUGUUUGUAUUGUAAAUAAAUUAUUUAA